Messenger RNA from Hyposmocoma kahamanoa, 2718 nucleotides. It is a transcript of the gene Pect, whose product is annotated as ethanolamine-phosphate cytidylyltransferase. The transcript has 9 exons. The coding region runs from base 14 to 1171 and encodes 385 amino acids. NCBI's taxonomy places the organism in Eukaryota, Metazoa, Arthropoda, Insecta, Lepidoptera, Cosmopterigidae. Gene Ontology annotation, molecular function: ethanolamine-phosphate cytidylyltransferase activity. Gene Ontology annotation, biological process: phosphatidylethanolamine biosynthetic process. The record is from RefSeq and is a predicted model, not a curated record. Gene Ontology annotation, cellular component: cytoplasm.
UUCACGGAAUAAUAUGAUUCCAGUAAAGAAUUGUGAACAAGACAGACAAGAAAUUAGAGUAUGGUGUGAUGGAUGCUAUGACAUGGUACAUUUUGGCCAUGCUAACUCUCUCAGACAAGCAAAAGCACUUGGUGAUGUGUUAAUAGUAGGAGUACAUACAGAUGAAGAAAUAUCCAAGCAUAAAGGGCCUCCUGUAUUUACUCAGGAAGAACGGUACAAGAUGGUAAAAGCUAUCAAAUGGGUAGACCAAGUUGUUGAAGGGGCACCUUAUGUCACAACUUUGGAUACAUUAGACAAAUACAAUUGUGACUUCUGUGUACAUGGAGAUGACAUAACUGUAACGGCAGAUGGCAUAGAUACAUAUUAUAUGGUGAAAAAAGCAGGCAGAUACAGAGAAGUACCGAGGACAGCUGGAGUAUCAACCACAGAUUUAGUCGGAAGGAUGCUGCUACUAACAAGAGAACAUUUCAAGAGAGGUGACAAAGAAUACUCAGUGGCUCUGGAGCACUCAUCAAACUUAGGUACAGACUCAACAGCACGGUCUCCGUACACUGGCUGCUCGCAAUUCCUGCCUACAACACAGAAAAUUAUACAGUUCAGUAGUGGACUUUCGCCUAAACCUACUGAUAAAGUAGUAUACGUUGCAGGCGCCUUCGAUUUAUUCCACGUGGGUCAUUUAGACUUCUUAGAGGAGGCGCACAAGCAGGGCGACUUCCUUAUCGUGGGGCUACAUACAGACCUUGAAGUAAAUCGUUACAAGGGAUCAAACUACCCUAUAAUGAACCUUCACGAAAGAGUGCUCUCAGUACUCGCUUGCAAGUAUGUUCACGAAGUCGUAAUCGGCGCUCCGUACAGUGUUACUUCGGAUCUAAUGGACCACUUUAAAGUGCAAGUUGUGUGUCACGGCCUCACGCCAACCGCUCGUGACGCGGAUGGAACGGACCCUUAUUUGGUUCCUAAAAAACGAGGAUGUUUUAAAGUACUCAACUCCGGCAAUGAUAUGACAACUGAAGACAUUGUUCAACGAAUAAUCCGCCAUCGUCUCGAUUACGAAGAUCGGAACUCACGGAAAGAGCAAAAAGAAAUGGCCGUUGUAAAAACGUUGCAAAACGCACACGUAAAACAAAAUGGCGAUUACAACGAGAAAAUGGCUACCGAUGCGAUGAGUUAAAGCAAUACCAUGACUGGCAGUUUAACAAUAUAUCUUUUAGAUCCUGUGUGCUAUUUAGGAAUUAUUGUUCAUUUAAUUGUAUACUUCACAGAAACUUAUUGAUACUUUAUUAAGUUUAUGACUUUAGAGUACGGCUAGUUCAGGCGUUGCAAGGGUUAUGUGUAUUUCUCUUCACAUAUUACCUUGACUAGAGAAAAUAUAAAAUUGAUUUAAAUGUCCUAAUUUGAAGACGUUAUCGAAAGUUCAGUUGUAAUUCCUUAAAAUUAGAUGUCACUUUUAGCAUAUUUUUAAUCGCAUUUGAAUCGGUAAGUGUAGUAAUGAUGCUAAAAAUCGCUAGUUGCUAUUAGUUUUUCGUCGCAUUUGCAGUGACGAUAUGUUACGAGUUAAACUAUGCCUUUACCUUUAAAACAACAAAAGGAUAUCAUUUAAUUGCCAAAGAUCUUCGUCUCAUUGAAACUGAAGCGAAUGUGAAAUAGUGCUAUGCUAUUCGCGAAGACGAAAUUGGAUAGAAAUCUAUGACUUGCAGUCCAAGACCAAUCAUGAGGGUUACCUUCUCGCGGUCCGUGAACUACGCUAAAUUCCAUCCCACGGUUUACUGAUUAUGAGACUCAAGGAGGGCCGAGAGCUUACGCAGAUUUUGCUCCACAAUAACGCACAAUAGCUUGCAAUAUUUUUGCAUUUUUUUUUUUGCAAUUGCAAUAGCAAAUGCUUUCUAUUGUGCGUUAUCUGCAGGACUAGAUCUGGGGUCUACUCUCGAUCUCCGUCCAACAUCCGUCCGAAUCAAUUACUGUCAAAUAAGUAAUAUUCGACAAAAUUAAAAGCCACGUAUCAAGUAUGAAGCUUCAUUCGCAUCACGCGUCUUUUCAGUUGGUCAAGUAUUGCUUAUUUGGCAGCAAUUGUUUCAGACGGAGAUCGAGAGUAGACCCCCUGUUUUCGGAUUAGAUACACGUGUGGAGCCAAACGUGUCGCAUGACAGACCCAAAGCCCUUUACGCUAUAUACUCGUAGAUGAGUAUACUUAGGACUUGCAUCGCGACUAUCUUAUAUUCGUUUCAUAUUCAGAAUUUGAAUUUUGAACAGGCUUUUGAACAUCUUUUGCAGAAAGGAUCCUUACUGUCAAAUUUAUUGUUAAGCUUUUCUCGUAAGUAAUAAAAUUGUACAUAAAUAUGGUUUUUUCUAUGUUUAAAAUAGAUAAUUUCCGUAUGCCCGCCUACUAUGACAUACAUACAUUGAAUAAUGUAUAAUGAUAAUAAUUAAAGUAAUGAGCUACUUAUUUUCAGAAGUGUCCUUGCUAAGUCGAAUUGAAUAUUAUUUUUUAUUCAUUAGUUUAUGGUGGUUUCAGAAGGCUGAUGUAUUUUUUGGAGGUCGUUCUACUUUGCAUGUUAUUUCUUAAUUGAAAAUAAAAAGUCCCUCUUUAUCCGUUAACCUACGACAUAAAUCGAAUCUUUUUUCAAGGAAAUUAAUUUUAUUUAUUCUAUUAUUUAUUUUGUUAUAUAUAUAAAGUAUUUUAAAAGCGUACUGUACAAAAUUAUUUUUUAGUUUAAUAUA